Molecule: messenger RNA, 1179 nt
Organism: Oldenlandia corymbosa var. corymbosa
Lineage: Eukaryota; Viridiplantae; Streptophyta; Magnoliopsida; Gentianales; Rubiaceae
Source: the annotation of a GenBank genome assembly
AUGGAAGCGUCGGCGUCGGCGCACACGCGUCGGAAUCUGUUCGACAGGCGGCCCGUCGUCAAGCCCGAGGCUUCUCCUCCGGUCAAGUGGGUGAAAGAAUGGGUGACUCAAGAUAUCGCCUCCGGCGGAAAGUGCCGGCUCUUAAAAUGGGUCAGCGAAGCUACAUUGAAGGCGAUCGAAGAGAAGAAACCACCGGAAUUACCCGAACCCGAACCCGAACCGACGACGGAGGUUCUGUUCCUCUGUAGCAGCGAAGGUUGCGGGAGAACGUUCAUGGACGCCGGAGCAUUGAGGAAGCAUUCACAGAUCCACGGCCCGAGACAGUACUAUUGCGUUUACGAGAAUUGUGGGAGGAAAUUCUUGGAUAGGUCAAAAUUGAAGAGGCACUUGUUAGUUCAUACUGGGAAGAGAGAAUUCGAGUGCCCAUUUCCAGGCUGUGGGAAGGCGUUUUCCCUGGAUUUUAAUUUAAAAUCACACAUGAAAACACAUUCUCAGGAGAAUUACUUUGUUUGCCAUUAUCCAGGUUGUGGAAGGCGAUUUGCUCAGGACUCCAAGCUUCGAAAUCACAUCGCUUCCCAGCAUGUUAAGGCUUUGAAUGAGGUACAAAUACAAAUUCCCCUGUAUAAUAAUAGUCCGGUGAUCCCUGACCUGAAGCUGGUUAAAACUCCCAAAUCUUCCACGGUUACUCACAACUCUCCGGCAUUGGAUCGCCCGUUUGUCUGUCCAUAUGAGUCGUGUGGGAACAGAGCUUACAUACAUGCGUACAAGCUGAAUCUUCAUUUGAAAAGUGUGCAUCCCGGGCAUCAUUUUAAGGAUGGAACGCAGGCGAAGGCGAAUGCCAAAUCAACUGUUGCUGGGAGAUAUGUGGAUACUGAAGCAAGUCACGAUGAUGAUGGUGCUGCACGGGCUGUGAAUCCCGGGAAUGGGAAAAUGCUGCAGAAGCAAAACAGGGCUAAGCCAAUUUUGAAAUCGCCUCCUGCGAAAAUCGCUCCUCAACUUAAAAGCUCCAAUGGUAACAGCAUUGCAACCGGAAAGUCUAGGUUAAUGAAUGGUGCAUUUGAUGAAGGGGAUGAUAGUGAAGAAACAGAGGACGAGAAAGAGGAACUCGAGGAUAAAUGGGGAUAUCACGGAAAUGGAGACGACGACGAUGAUGAUGAAGAGACAGAUUACGAGGAUUAG